Molecule: messenger RNA, 1621 nt
Organism: Pungitius pungitius (ninespine stickleback)
Lineage: Eukaryota; Metazoa; Chordata; Actinopteri; Perciformes; Gasterosteidae
Gene: chic1
Product: cysteine-rich hydrophobic domain 1
Exons: 6
Coding region: 79-603 (174 amino acids)
Source: RefSeq, a predicted model, not a curated record
UCGCUGGUCGUGUUCCGCUCCCGCAGAUCGUCGCCGCUCGCGAACGUUCAGCCAGUGCGCGGUCCCGCGAGGGACGUCAUGAGCGUCUUACUGCCCAACAUGGCGGACUUUGAUACCAUUUAUGAGUUGGAAGACGAAGAGGAUGAGCGCGUAGCGAGCGAGGACCACCUGCCCAGAUACUGCCAGGAGCCCGUGGUGAUGCGAGGGGCCGGGCACAUCACAGUGUUUGGACUGAGCAACAGAUUUGACACAGAAUUUCCCUCUGUUCUCACGGGAAAGGUAGCACCAGAAGAAUUCAAAACCAGCGUCAGCAGGGUGAACGCUUGUUUAAAGAAGAACUUGCCGGUGAAUGUGAAGUGGCUUCUUUGCGGCUGCAUGUGCUGCUGCUGUACAGUAGGCUGCAGUCUGUGGCCCGUUAUCUGCCUCAACAAGAGAACAAGACGGUCUAUUCAUAAAUUGUUAGAGUGGGAGAAUAACCGGUUAUACCACAAGCUGGGGCUGCACUGGAAACUCAGUAAACGGAAAUGUGAAAGCAGUAAUAUGAUGGAAUAUGUCAUUGUUAUAGAUUUCUUACCCAAGUAUCCUAUAUUCCGACCGGACUGAGGAGGCUCCCAAGAGAACGGACGCGUGGCCCUUGAAUCUUGUCCUUAGUGCCUUGUAUAUACAGUUUGUGGGAAUAAGGGUCUGCACCGGUGUGUCCCGGGACGACCCCGUACAUCUCCCAGUACCUUGUACGUUAGAAUUUGCAACACUGUCACUUUUGCUUUAGAGCAGAUUUUGCACAUUUACUCGACAGAACUGUACACCCCCCCCCCCUUUUGCACUUGAUGUGUUUUUUGUUACAUGUGACAAACAAGUGAAACUCUCAAAGUGCAUUUAACCCCAAAGAAACCAUCAGCUUCUCCCAUGACACUAAUCCCUUGCAAAGAAUGUGAUGCCUCCACCUUCCUUAACUGCCCUUGCCUUAUGUAUGUCUUUUCUUUUUUAGAAAUAACUCGAUGUGGGAAGGAGGGGCACCGGGUGAUUCAACGAGUCGGUAGAUUUAAAAGCUGCUUCUUGGUUUACUCUUUGAAUCCAGUUCUUUGCAAGCAGAUGGGAUGGUUGAAAUUGCCUAACGUACAGUGCGUCAUCUAACUGUUAUUUCUUUACAUUUCACCCUCUGUACAUGGGAACUAGCUCGUAAAAUAACUUGACGUGUAAAUACCAUGUUAGAAUAAGCUGUACAGUGGUUUGCCAUUGUUUACAUAAAGUUACGUAGCUCUUUUUUGCCAAUAUAUUGCUGUACCAUAGUUUUGAUUAAUGAAAGAUGUCUAAUGUACCUCUAUAGUUUGUACGGACCUGUUUACCCUGUAAGCCAUAUAGUUACAAUGUACACGAUGCCACAGUUCGGACCAGAUAUUGCACUUGAGCCCAGUAGGAAGUCGGGAAGAUUCCUCCACAGCGGCGUACGUUACCACGUGGUGUUUGCCAACCAAGAUGAUGUCCAAUCGUUUGUCAUCCAUCCAACCUUUAACUUAGAAAUGGUCGUAUCUCUGUUAUCCAUUUGGAAGAGAACGAUUUAAACUCUACUCUUCCACCACCCAUUUAAUAAAAAGUCGUUUCAUCCCAACUCUGCAUUUUA